Messenger RNA from Miscanthus lutarioriparius, 795 nucleotides. Lineage: Eukaryota; Viridiplantae; Streptophyta; Magnoliopsida; Poales; Poaceae. The record is from the annotation of a GenBank genome assembly.
AUGGCGGAGAUCGGCACCAUCGGACGUACCUACCACGUGCACCUCGUGCGGCUCUAUGGUUUCUGCUUCGACGCGAACACGAAGGCGCUGGUGUACGAGUUCUUGGAGAAUGGCUCACUCGAGAAGUACCUUUACGGCGACGAGGGCAGCACAAGCACAAGGUUGGAAUGGGGGACGCUGCACAGCAUCGCCGUCGGCACGGCGAAGGGGAUCAGGUACCUGCACGAGGAGUGCCAACAGCGGAUCGUGCACUACGACAUCAAGCCGGCGAACAUUCUUCUCACGGCUGACUACACCCCGAAGGUGGCCGAUUUCGGGCAGCGCGAGAACACGCACAUGUCGCUGACCGGCGGCGGCCGCGGGACGCCCGGGUACGCGGCGCCGGAGCUGUGGAUGGCGCUGCCGGCGUCGGAGAAGUGCGACGUGUACAGCUUCGGGAUGGUGCUGUUCGAGAUCCUGAGGCGGCGCCGGAACUACGAUCCCGGCCACGGCGAAAGCAAGGAGUGGUCCCCGAGGUGGGCGUGGGAGAAGUACGAGCAGGGGGAGAUCGAGGACGUCGUGUCCGCCAGCCGCACGAUGGAGGCAGAGGGUAGCUGGGAUGCUGUACGCGGUGGAUCAGCAGUGCGAGGAGGUGGUGGCGUUUCGCCAGGAUGGCAGUGGCGCGCUCGGCACGUGAUGGUGUCGCCUGCUGGGAAUGGAGCUGGGAAGUGGGAACUGAUGAAGCUCGCGCUCUGGGACAUGUGGCCAUGGACCAUGCCCCAUGGCUCCCUCCUCGUCUCCUCGCUGGCAUCGUGA